UCUGUCACUCGUGAGAGAAGGGCGGAAGUGCCUGGCGGGCGCCGCCAUCUUGGCCGCAAUGGUACUCGCACGGGGCCAAACCUGCCAGGGACGGUGAUCGCCUUUGGGGAAGGGAAGGGCAUGGGCAAGGAGAGGCGCGGCAUGGUGGGAAGCGCGCGCGGGCAGAGCCCACCGGCCGAAGAUGCAGACGAGAGGAAGGACUCCGCUUUUGCAGAACGGAUGCUGGACACAGUCCUCGGCUCCCUGUAUGACUUCGGUGAAUCAUCACCAGAUGAAUGCAAAAAGAAAAGGAACAAGAAAAGACACUCUCAAUGGAUAACAGCAACAGCAGUCAACCCUACUGUAUCACUUGUUAAUCCUGAACAUGGUAUACCUUCUUCAGGCAAGAGGAAAAGUGUGUCCAGCUUCUUUGACAAUCUGAAAGAGGAACUGGCAGGUGUUAGUCAGAAAAAGUGUGUCUCAGGAUCCAGUUCCCCUGAUCCUCUCCCAUUUAAAAGUGGCCAAGAAGAAAAGGCAACACAGAUUGAAGUUGUGAAAUUUCAUGGUCGACACAGAAAGAAGAAAGCUAAAGUUGAAAUCCCUGGAGGUGAUGACACAAAGGCAAAAAUGGCUGCUGAAGAAACAUGUAUGGACUCCCAAGAAUUUAACUUAGAAAAAGCCCGCUUGGAAGUACACCGGCUUGGAAUUACAGGAUUUACAAAGAAGGAACAGCGGGUUUUGGAGCAAGAACGUGCUAUCAUGUUGGGGGCAAAGCCUCUGAAAAAGGAGUAUGUGAACUACAAAAUUCUUCAAGAGCAAAUCAAAGAAAAACAAGCAGCAAAGAAGAAAGAAAAUAUGGCGGAAAAUAAAUCGGAUUCUCUCAAGAGAAGAAAGAAAAGAGGGCAUGAAGAUAGAAAAUCCAAGAAGACAACAAAACAGAACAUACUGCCAACAGGACGGAUGGGAAAAUUUAAAAAUGGAACUUUGAUUCUUCAUAGUUGUGACAUAAGGAAGAUCAAAUCUUCCAAGUUGAGUAAAUGAACUUAUGUUGAACACAGAAUGGGAUGAACAAACUCUGUAGCAAAAUAACCCUUUUUAUUUAAAAAAAUCUAAUUGUUACUUUUUAAAAAAAAUAAAAGCACAUUUAAAGAU
Messenger RNA from Candoia aspera, 1131 nucleotides. RefSeq names its product chromosome 1 C1orf131 homolog (gene FSAF1). The transcript is spliced from 7 exons. The record is from RefSeq and is a predicted model, not a curated record. Bases 121 to 1020 code for a protein of 299 amino acids. Lineage: Eukaryota; Metazoa; Chordata; Lepidosauria; Squamata; Candoiidae.